AUGGGGAUUAGCCACACUCUGAGCAUCUCAUUACAUCCUUUAGGAACUCAGUCAAGCACGGACUCUCCCUGCGGACCCGGACUCUCCCUGCGGGCCCGGACUCUUUCUGCGGACCCGGACUCUCACUGCGGACCCGGACUCUCACUGCGGACCCGGACUCUCACUGCGGACCCGGACUCUUUCUGCGGACCCGGACUCUUUCUGCGGACCCGGACUCUCCCUGCAGACCUGGACUCUUUCUGCGGACCCGGACUCCUUCUGCGGACCCGGACUCUCGCUGCGGACCCGGACUCUCGCUGCGGACCCGGACUCUCGCUGCGGACCCGGACUCUCGCUGCGAACCCGGACUCUCCCUGCGGACCCGGUCUCUCGCUGCGGACCCGGACUCUCGCUGCGGACCCGGACUCUCCCUGCGGACCCGGUCUCUCGCUGCGGACCCGGACUCUCCCUGCGGACCCGGACUCUCGCUGCGGACACGGACUCUCGCUGCGGACCCGGACUCUCUCUGCGGACCCGGACUCUCGCUGCGGACCCGGACUCUCUCUGCGGACCCGGACUCUCGCUGCGGACCCGGACUCUCGCUGCGGACCCGGACUUCACUACGGACCCGGACUCUCCCUGCGGACCCGGACUCUCACUGCAGACCUGGACUCUUUCUGCGGACCCGGACUCCUUCUGCGGACCCGGACUCUCGCUGCGGACCCGGACUCUCGCUGCGGACCCGGACUCUCCCUGCGGACCCGGACUCUCGCUGCGGACCCGGACUCUCCUUGCGGACCCGGACUCUCGCUGCGGACACGGACUCUCUCUCUGCGGACCCGGACUCUCGCUGCGGACACGGACUCUCGCUGCGGACCCGGACUCUCCCUGCGGACCCGGACUCUCACUGCAGACCCGGACUCUCGCUGCGGACCCGGACUCUCCCUGCGGACCCGGACCCCUCUCUGCGGACCCGGACUCUCCCUGCGGACUCCGGACUCUCCCUGCGGACCCGGACCCUCUCGCUGCGGACACGGACUCUCGCUGCGGACCCGGACCCUCUCUGCGGACCCGGACUCUCUCUGCGGACCCGGACUCUCUCUGCGGACCCGGACUCUCUCUGCGGACCUGGACUCUCUCUGCAGACCUGGACUCUCUCACAGAACUUUUGUUUAUUGCCCGAACCCGGACUCUCGCUGUGGACCCGGACUCUCGCUGUGGACCCGGACUCUCGCUGUGGACCUGGACUCUCGCUGUGGACCUGGACUCUCGCUGUGGACCCGGACUCUCGCUGUGGACCUGGACUCUCGCUGUGGACCCGGACUCUCGCUGUGGACCCGGACUCUCGCUGUGGACCUAGACUCUCGCUGUGGACCCGGACUCUCGCUGUGGACCCGGACUCUCGCUGUGGACCUGGACUCUCGCUGUGGACCUGGACUCUCGCUGUGGACCCGGACUCUCGCUGUGGACCCGGACUCUCGCUGUGGACCUAGACUCUCUCUGCGGACCCGGACUCUCGCUACUCUCUCUGCGGACCCGGACUCUCGCUGUGGACCCGGACUCUCGCUGUGGACCUGGACUCUCGCUGUGGACCUGGACUCUCGCUGUGGACCCGGACUCUCGCUGUGGACCCGGACUCUCGCUGUGGACCUAGACUCUCUCUGCGGACCCGGACUCUCGCUGUGGACCCGGACUCUCGCUGUGGACCCGGACUCUCGCUGUGGACCUAGACUCUCUCUGCGGACCCGGACUCUCGCUGUGGACCCGGACUCUCGCUGUGGACUCUCGCUGUGGACCCGGACUCUCGCUGUGGACCCGGACUCUCGCUGUGGACCCGGACUCUCCCUGCAGACCCGGACUCUCCCUGCAAACCCGGACUCUCCCUGCAGACCCGGACUCUCCCUGCAGACCCAGACUCUCGCUGCAGACCCGGACCAGGACUCUGGACAAACCUCUAAGCCUGAUCAUGUUUCAUUAUUUUGA
Knipowitschia caucasica is the source of this 1962-nucleotide messenger RNA. The record is from the annotation of a GenBank genome assembly. Lineage: Eukaryota; Metazoa; Chordata; Actinopteri; Gobiiformes; Gobiidae.